Molecule: messenger RNA, 1252 nt
Organism: Cucurbitaria berberidis CBS 394.84
Lineage: Eukaryota; Fungi; Ascomycota; Dothideomycetes; Pleosporales; Cucurbitariaceae
Exons: 3
Coding region: 118-966 (282 amino acids)
Molecular function (GO): protein binding
Source: RefSeq, a predicted model, not a curated record
AAAAAGCGCCAAAUCUGAGAGCUUCCGGAGCUCCCUACAUGCACCCUGCGUCAAACUAACCUGUCCAUUCUUUUCAAGUCCUUCCGUCGCUCGCUACGAUCCCUUUCUUCGUCCAAAAUGUUCGGCAAACGCUCUUUUGCUAGUUCGAAGGACCGUUCCGGCAAGAUAACCAAACAGCCGAAGAAAUCGUUUCGCGAUGCCUCGAAGCAGAAGGUCAUGGUCGAGAAGCUGGAUGCGCGCAAAGACAGUCCAAUGAUGGAGAAUGGCUCCCCGAGCCUCACCUCUGCCAUUGUGACGGUUGUCGUUGGUCCCGACCAGCGACUAUUCGCUGCGCACGAAGACGUCCUCUGUCAUUCCCCGUACUUCGCUGAAGUCUUGCGGGGCCAGUUCUUCGAGUCCGCUAAUCGACGCAUCGACCUGCCCAUGGAGGAACCCGAAAUCUUCUCUUGUAUCCUCGAGUAUCUCUACAAGGGUGACUACUACCCGCGCUUGGUCCACGACAAGCGACGGCAAACCUGGAUGCUCGAGGGCGCAAUCACCUCACCCGACCCCAAUAAAACCGGCGACCGUGUAGCCGCUGUCGAGCCAACCUUUUUUCACCCCGGCGUGGGUGACGUUCUUCUCCGCGACACCGCCGUGUAUUGCGCUGCCGAUCGCUACGGCCUCGAAGAGCUCAAGAAGCUCUCUCUGCGCAAGCAGGGCCUGCAGAGCGGGAUCGAAGUCGGCACCAUCUUGCGUAGUGCGCGGUAUGCCUAUGAGAACACGCCGGACAGCGACUCGCGGCUGCGCGCUCAUUACCUCGCUCUGAUUAUCCGCAGUCGGAAAACAUUCAAGCGUAGUGGAACCAUGCAGAUGGAGAUGGAGAUGGGGGGAAAACUGUUCUUUGACUUGUUCGUGGCUAUGUGCAAUCAUGUCGAUGAUCUCGUGGAUGCGAGCAACGCUCGCGGUACUCCUAGGACCAUCUAAGGCUGGUUGCACUGCCCAUCGUUCGUCAAGCACAACUGCAAACACGCACACCCGGAGUUCUACAACAUGUUCAAUCUUUCAACUCCAACUCAACCCAAAUUGCCAAUAGCGACAAAGCGCUCAUGCAACUCGCACGUCAUCCCCCCUCUUUAAAAAGAAAGGAAAACCUCAGAAAAACAUGGACCGGCCCUCUAUCUUAUCUCUCUCCCUCUCUCAUAAUGUGGAGUUUGCUCACCCCCAUCACGUCCCUUAAUCCCUACUUCUCCAUCAUAUAACGGCAGCACCU